GGAGGAGUGUGUGUGACAGUGAAGACCACUUCAUUCCACCGGAGGUCAUUCACAGAAAGUGAUUUACUGGAGCGCCUGCGCGGCAAAUCGUAACAGAGAGAAUGAGCAGACGAGUGGGCGACCUCAGCCCGAAGCAGGUGAACAUUUUAGCCGAGUUUCGGGAGCGGCUUGAGGACGUUCUCCCAGACCUUCCCGCGCAGCAUGACCACUACCUGCUCCGCUGGCUCCGAGCCCGAAGCUUCAAUGUUCAGAAAGCAGAGGCGAUGCUUAGAAAGCAUCUGGAGUUCAGGAAACACAUGAAAGCAGACAGCAUCAUCGCUGACUGGAGGCCUCCUGAGGUGAUCGAACGGUAUGUGUCCGGGGGGAUGUGUGGGUACGACCUCGAGGGAAGUCCCAUCUGGUACGAUGUCAUUGGGCCCCUGGACCCCAAAGGUCUGCUGCUGUCCUGCACCAAACAGGACUUCAUGAGGACCAAGAUCAGAGACACAGAAAUGCUUCGCAGAGAGUGUCAGAAACAGACAGAGAAGUUGGGCGUUAAUGUGGAGACGAUAACCCUGAUCUAUGACUGUGAGGGACUGGGCCUGAAGCACCUGUGGAAGCCUGCUUUAGAGGCCUAUGGAGAGAUUCUUACCAUGUUUGAGGAGAACUAUCCUGAAGGACUCAAGAGGGUGUUUCUCAUCAAGACUCCUAAGCUAUUCCCGAUGGCCUACAACCUGGUCAAACACUUCCUGAGUGAAGAGACACGUCACAAGAUCAUCAUUCUGGGAUCUAACUGGCAGGAGGUGUUACUUAAGCACAUUGACCCGGAGCAACUCCCGGUGGCGUACGGAGGAACCCUUACUGACCCUGAUGGUGACCCUCGCUGUCGAACCAUGAUAAACUAUGGUGGUACGGUGCCCAGGUCGUACUAUGUUCAGGACAAUAUGGUCAAGGUCCAGUACGACAACAGUGUGACCAUCAGCCGAGGCUCUGCCUUCACACUGGAGUAUGACAUCACCAACCCCAGCAGCAUCCUCAGGUGGCAGUUUGCCAGUGAUGGGGCAGACAUAGGCUUUGGGGUGUUCAUGCGGACCCAGGAGGGGGAUGGGGCUCAGAAGGUGGGGGACAUGCUGCAGGUGGUGCCUAGUGAACGCUACAACUCACACAUGGUCCCAGAGGACCGCUCACUCACCUGCCCCGAGCCUGGAACUUACGUGCUGCGUUUUGACAACACCUACAGCGUGCUGCAGUCGAAGAAGAUCAGCUACACUGUCAAUGUUCUACUGCCAGACGGACAGACACAGAGCCCUAGGAGUAUCAGAGGGGGUGGACGGCUGGAGUAACACACACACACACACACAAAACACACGUACUGACAGACAGACACAGAGCCCUAGGAGUAUCAGAGGGGGUGGACGGCUGGAGUAACACACACACACACACACAAAACACACGUACUGACAGACAGACACAGAGCCCUAGGAGUAUCAGAGGGGGUGGACGGCUGGAGUAACACACACACACAACACACACACACACGUACUGCCAGACAGACACAGAGCCCUAGGAUUGUCAGAGGGGAUGGAAAGCUGGAGUAACACACACACACAACACACACACACACACGUACUGCCAGACAGACACAGGAAUCUGGCAUCACACACAAACACAGGAAUAUGAGUUCUGGGGGAGUGAAGAUAGCAACGUAGAGUAUACAGUGCAGUUUAAACACCACUGUUCUCAGUUAUGAGCAUUAGCUAUUAUGACAGGACAUUUUCCAAUGCUUUUCUAGAAAAAAGGAUCUGUACAAGCAUUUUGUUGUACAAGAGUCAUGUUAGGUUUGAGUUAGGACUAUACGUCUUUGUUUUAUAGUAUUGUGUGAAUGGAAUAGCGACAGUUUUCAGCACAGAAAAGACACUUUGUUAUAUAGGAUACAUUAGUUCAAUGUAAAAAGACAAACGGUGCAUGUGGAAUGAAUGAAGGAAUGAUUAUGAAGUGGAGCAAUGAAUAUAGUUUAGUGUUUUCACUAACGAUGCCUCAUUAACAGUUUCAUUAACAAUUGUAUUAAUUGACAGACGAUAGAUAGGCUACAUAUAUAGGUUGUUGUACUAUUAUAGCAACCCUAAAGAGAUGAUUCUUACACAAUGUUAAGAUGCACUCAUUGUCAAUAGAUCAGUCAUUCUAGAAAGGCUAUCUCUCAUAAUCGUAAAAUCUUUAUUUUCAAAAUGCAAGUUGAAUCCUGAAAAUGUUUAAGCUGUUUCUUGAUCAGAAUUAUGUUCAUAAUAUUCAGCUUUUGUAGAAUCAUGACAUAUUAAAUGUUCUUGUACCAUGA
This is a messenger RNA of Oncorhynchus gorbuscha (pink salmon), 2311 nucleotides long. RefSeq names its product SEC14-like lipid binding 7 (gene sec14l7). NCBI's taxonomy places the organism in Eukaryota, Metazoa, Chordata, Actinopteri, Salmoniformes, Salmonidae. Gene Ontology annotation, cellular component: cytoplasm. The record is from RefSeq and is a predicted model, not a curated record.